UCGCCCCCGCGUUAAGGCGUCUUGCCAUCGUCGUGUCGCGUCAUCUCUUUGUUUACAACUAACACUAACAAUUCUUUGUGUUCUGGAAAUGGCAACUCAACUCUUUGUUCUUGUGUAGUUACCCUCUGUGUUCAUCAAAGAAAUGGCUGUCGACACACAGUCCGACUCACAGGAAACCAACUCGACAUCGUUGGUGGAAGACUCUUUAAACAUUACCUUCAAAAACAUCAGCUACAAAGUUCGACAUGGUUUCUUUGCUGGAGGACGCAAGACAAUUCUUAACGAAGUCAGUGGACAAUUCAACGCGGGUGAUCUAAGUGUCAUCAUUGGUCAGUCCGGUGCAGGAAAGAGCUCUCUAAUGGAUAUAUUAGCAGGAUAUACAAAGCCUACAAAUGGUAGUAUUUGUGUGAAUGGUCGAAUUCGCAAUGAGAAAAUGUUUCGAAGACGAUCCUGCUACAUACUACAAGAUGACAAAAUCCAUGAAAUGCUUACUAUACAAGAAUCCCUGACGAUUGCCGCUGAGCUGAAAUUAGGAAAUCACGUCAGCAAACAGCAGAAACAACAACGGAUCGAAGAAAUUAUAGCAUCCUUAGGCGUGACUAAGGUGCGAAAUUCGAGAGCAUGCAACUUAUCGGGAGGUCAAAAGAAAAGACUAGCAAUUGGACUAGAAUUAGUCAACGAUCCACCCGUCAUGUUCUUAGAUGAACCAACCAGUGGCUUGGAUAGUUCAAUAUCGAAACAAUUGAUGUACCUCCUGCAUCUAUUAGCGAGGCAAGGAAGAACGGUAGUGAUCACUAUGCACCAGCCCUCCGCGAUGCUUCUUUACAUGGUUGAUAGGCUCUACGCAGUGGCUGCAGGGAGGUGUGCGUACAUGGGAUCCGUGCAGCGACUCCUACCGUACUUGAACACAAUGAACCUCAUAUGUCCUCCAUACCACAACCCUGUUGACUUUUUUAUAGAAAUAUGUCAAGACAAUGAAGAUACAUUAGUUGAAUGCUCAAAUAAUGGGAAAAAUGAAAAUUGGACACAAAAUACGCCAAAUGAGACCGAUAGAAAGUUAAUAGAAUACAAAAGAAGUAAAUCUGAAGAAGUAUAUUUGACAACACUGCCUCCACCUAAAGAGGACCCAACUAGUAAAAUCCUGUUAGCCCUUAAAAGCACAUAUCCAACCUCCUCAUGGAAGCAAUUUACAAUUCUGACUAGAAGAGCUUUAAUGUCCAUCUGGCGCAAUCCGUCCUUCACGAUAAUGAUCACGGGCAUACAUUGCUCAAUGGCUUUAUUUGUUGGCUUUCUCUUCUACAAUGUUGGUGAAGAUGCUAAAUAUGUCAGAGACAACUACAAUUUCCUCUACUUUAGCCUUAUGUUUUUGAUGUUCACGGCAUUCAGUGCUGUAACUAUUAGUUUUCCAGAGCAGAUCCCUGUUAUACGAAGAGAGCACUUUAACCGAUGGUAUAAUACUGGAGCUUACUACGCAUCGACACUAGCCUCUGUAUUACCAACACAAACCGCCUGUACGCUUGCGUUUGCCUGCAUAACGUAUUGGUUGACGGGCCAGCCCAUAGAUUAUAUACGAUUUCUAACAUUCUGCUGUACACUUUUAUUAGUCUCGUACGUGGCGUUGUGCAUUGGUCUCUUCAACGGAUCUAUGUUUAAUAUAAAGAAUGGUGUUGUCUUUGGGCCGUUCUUCAUAAUGCCGUUUACAAUAUUCUCUGGAUUCUUUCUUCGAUACAGCGACGCGCCCGUUUUUAUGCAAUGGUUGUUUCAAUUAUCAUUUCUAAAGCACGGUCUUGCUGGUUUAGUUAUAUCCAUUUUUGGAAUGGACCGGCCGAAACUUUUGUGCACAGAUAUAUAUUGCCAUUACGCACAACCUGUGCAAUUCUUGAAAGAUAAUGGAAUGUUGGGUGAGAAGUUCUCAAUUGUCGUUGCUGCCUUAUUUGCCAUCGCGUUUGUGUUCAUAGCCUGUUCCUAUGGUGUACUAAAGUUAAGAUUAAAGAGCAAAUGGUGAAAUUUAAUCACAUACCUUUUGGGUAGAGACAUCCGGCGUAUUUGAUUAUGGCUGUGAUUAGAACUGACGCAUACAUAUUUGAAACAUAUGUUUCAUUAUAUAAUUAAUAUAUUUCAAAGGACGUAUUUAAUCUAAGAACAAAUACCAAAAUAUUGAAUAAUUACAAGCUUAAGUAAAAAUUCUUACUGAUUUUGAAAAUAAUCGCUUAAACUUCUGGACAAUAAUUGAAGUGUAAGUUAUAAACCUAAAAUAAAUAUUUUAUCAGAGUAAUAUAUAAUAUUACAUAUGACUUUAAAUAGUAAAUUGCUUUACGAUUAUUACUGGUAAUAUAUUGCCCAAAUAUGUAGUUUUGUGAUGAGAAUCUCAAACGGUGCAAUUGAUCUUGCUACAUACAACAGUAUAACUGUAUAAACUUUACAGAUGCAAGGUAAUUGUUAAACUUAAACUAGAACCUUAAACGUGCUCAUCUGGAUUACAUAUACUAUGUCAUAUACCUCUAGCUCACGAUGUGUUCUUUAUAAAGUAAUAUAUCGAUUUAUGUAUAUUAUUGAUCUGUAAAUAAUUUAUAUAUAAAUUUCCUGACGUGUUGUGUUAGAGUAUUAUAUCAGCAGUGCGAUUCUGUAAGAACUCACAUUAUUACUCAUUCGUUAAAUGUUGACAACUGACUUUAUGGCGAUAUACUUUUUUGAUGCGUGUAUUUUUGAAAUGUUAUGAUUAUUACGGUCAAUAUCACGUCCGUCUGCGGUGAGUUUCAUGUUUGUUCUUACAGAAUAGCCCUAUAGUACUUAAUCUGAAAGAACAAACUCAAAACUCAAUCAUAACACGAUCAAUAUAUGUUAUAAAAUGAUCUGCGACAUUCGCUUUAAGAUUUGAAACAUUUAAAGCAUGUGCGAAAAACACCGUAGUAACACCGUAAAUUGAUUUUCAAUAGUUCACGAGUGAGAUACUAAAAGAGUUCUUACAGAAUAGCACUACAGGGGGCCCAGAAAUUUAAUAUAUCGUAUUGGUAUUGUAUCGUGUGGAGAUGUUAUAUGUAUUUGAUCACGUGAUCAAAGAUUUAUUAAAGACGGACGAUAGAAACAGUUUCAUUUCGAAUCGGAUACAUUUGUCAAAGUCCUAUAGCCUAGUUUACCUUGUUAUGUUAUAAACAUAUAAUAAAACUGCAAUAGUCAUUGCAUUAGAAAAUAAACAUUUGUAUAAAAGUUUAAUAUGUUAUUAUUAAAAUAAUGCAUAACUUUUAUUAUACAGCAAGUUUCGGCCUUUGCAAAAUUAUCAUACCUUUUCUCGGGCUUCAGUCAUUUCUACAAUAAAAUUCUGUGGAUUAUUCUACAUUUAUCAAUCAAUAAAUCUACAGCUUAUCAGUCAUUCAAUGAUAAGACUAUACAUGAUUAUAUCAUUGACAUAAAAACGCGUUAGUAUUGAAAUAUUUUCAUUAUUCUAUACAUUUAAUUAUUGUUGUAAAUAAUAUAUGCGUGUAUUUUAAUUAGCAAAUAAUAAUAACUGCCGAGUUUCUUGCCGUUUCUUUUCGCUUAAGUCUAUGCUCCGAACAGGUACUUGUAACUAAAUCUCCUUGAGUAAAGUAUAUUUUGAUUUUAUUGAUAAUAGACCAAAGAUACUUUUCAUUUACAUUUCUGUUUUUUUUGCCUAUAUAUGUAAAAAUAAAUUGAAUCUUAAUGAGACAUGGAUGGAAUGGAUGAAACCCAUAACAUUUUUGGAUUCCUUGGGUAUUUUAUAAAAACUUUAUUUAUAUUUCAAAGUCUAUGCGCGUGAUGUUACAGUCACAACUCUUACAAUAGCAAUACAAAGUAUGUGAUAAGUUCCCACCGAAGACAUCACUAACAUAACGAAAUCAAAUUUCAAUUCCUCCCUUUCAAAAGAUAUCAAAAUUUUAACAAAUAAUAUUUUACCAAAUGAAUUGCAAAUAAAUCUGUACUUAUAACAUAAAACUAAAGAGUUCGUUGGUUGAACGCGCUAUUCACAGAAUCUACGAGAUAGUCAUGCGUCAGAUAGCUCAGUUAUUGAGAGAGGCUAUGAAAUCACACUAGGUUCCACGGGAGCGGAGCAGUCAAGUUUAACACGGUAGCAGCUGGUAUCGAGUAAUACCUGCCUGCCUUGUGCAAACCGCGCGCGAUUAGAAUGGGGAUGCGAUUUUUUGUAAUUGGAAUUGAGGCAUGCCCAGUAGCGGUAGCGUCGGAAAAAUCGCGUCAAUGCUUGCGAGUCGAUGUUAAUUACUUGCUGUCGUGGAUUUGUUACUACAUUAUUUUAGAGAGUUAUGAUAGUAUGUUUAUUUUAGGGAAUAGAUUAAUUACGAAAAGAGAGAGGUAAAAUUUUGAAGUCGAUUACACGAAAUAAUACUGGCAUAUACAUAUAUAGACAUAGCUACUUCGAAAUUCUUUCUGUACUGUGAACUGUCAAUUUAAAUUUACUUUGACAAAGAUUUUUGCCAUUCUCAUAGUGCGCAAAUAAUAAACAUACGGUUUAUAUUUUGUAAAUAUACUAGUAAAAAUAUUGUUAGAAUCGCUAGGUGAAGUGUAUUCCAUAUCCAAGUGUUAUUAUAUAGUUAGAUGGGUAAUGUUUCUUGUCAAAUUUAGAUUUUACGUUUAAUUUAAGAAAUAAACCGGUGUAUGAUCUGUAAUAUACAUUAUCUUUAAUGGACGUUGUAUUAUACCUAUCCCGUCAGUCAUAUCCCAAACAGGUAAAAUAUCUAAGGAUACAUUCCAAUAGCAUAAAUCAAAACAGGCAUUAAAUAUUCAUCUGUGAUUUAGAGCUAUUUCGUCUGUAUAGCAGUUACUGUAAUUUUAUUGUAUAAAAAUGAGAUUUUUGUAUAAGUAUCGAGUUAUUACAAUUAACGUUGUUAUUUAUACAUGAACAUGGUGUUUUUAAAAUAAAAAUAUGAUUA
This is a messenger RNA of Nymphalis io (European peacock), 4904 nucleotides long. Its product is annotated as ATP-binding cassette sub-family G member 1-like. The record is from RefSeq and is a predicted model, not a curated record. NCBI's taxonomy places the organism in Eukaryota, Metazoa, Arthropoda, Insecta, Lepidoptera, Nymphalidae. The coding region runs from base 143 to 2005 and encodes 620 amino acids. Gene Ontology annotation, molecular function: ABC-type transporter activity; ATP hydrolysis activity; ATP binding. Gene Ontology annotation, cellular component: plasma membrane. The transcript has 10 exons.